UGGAAUUCCCAUUCUUUAUGAAGAUGCUUCAGUUCAUUUGAAAAAGACAGAUGUUGAACCAAGUAAGAUGGCUUCCCCAUGGCUACCUUUGCAUAUCAAUGUGAGCAAGGGUGAAGACAAGAUACCAUAUGAAAAACCGCUCCACUCUCCAAUAUCUCCUCCUUCAUCUUUACCUGAGCACAUAAAAUGCAACAUACUUAAAGCACAGAUGGACACUGUCUACAGGGUCGGGCCUCAGGUUGGUAAAGAAGAUACAUGUGUUUCAGACUUAAGUAAGCGUCCAAGCCUCCAGGACUCUAAUGUAAGGAGUCCAGCAUCUACCCGCACUGAGAGUAUACAAUCUACAGGAUCAUCCUCAAGCAAGCAAGAAACACGACCACCAAGAUUAAAAAAGUUGAUCAGACAGUAUAGUUUUAAUCAUAGUGAUGAGGAUGAUCUUCCCCCAGCACUAGCUGCAGUAGCUGCUGAAUCUGCUGCUGAGCAGAGAGCGGCCCUUCUCCUGGCUUCCAAUGCAAAUUCUCAGGCUUCCUCUAUUGAAAAGAGUCCUAGUAGAGCAAACAGCUCAUUCACAUUAGAGCCAGGUGACCUUCUGAUGGAUUUCACAGAAGCAACACCAAUGAUAAAGGCAUAUCCCGCUGAACCAUCAAAUUCAUUUUUUGAUCCCUUUACAACAAUACAACCAUAUCCUGUAGAUUUAUUAGAGACACCAAUACAACAGUACUCCUCUGCACAGCCCUCUCCAAAGAGAAUGUCACCGGCCAUUCAUCUGGUACCAUCCAGACAACUCAAGAACCAAGCACAAGCAAUGCAGGGAGCUCAUUCAUCACACAUAUCUUUAGUGGACAGUUCAGAGGCACGCAGACGUGAGCUUGAAAGAGAGAAGAUGAUGAAAAGACUUUUGAUGACAGAACUGUGAAUUUCUUGUGUUCAUCAUCAGAGCACCGGACUCGGGUCUUUCGAGUGCCUUCUGUCACUUUACAUUCCACUGUGUUAUUUAGGAAGGCGAAUGCCUCCUACUGCUUUGGAAAUAAUGGGCCAAAACUAGUGAUCUAGACUACAGUUAGUUAAAUACCAACAUACUGCAUGUAAAAAGGAAAUGUUAUUGCUUUAUCUUGUACAAUGUUUAUUAUUUGUAAAUAGUUUAAGAGAUUAACAUUAUACAGAAUAUUUUAAUAGCUACAAAUUAUACAAUUUAUUAUCCUACACAGCUUAAUAUUUUUCAAUAAGGUAGUCCUUUCACAUUUCUCAUAAAAAGUUGAGUGAAUGAUUCAGUGAUGGUGCA
This is a messenger RNA of Nanorana parkeri, 1282 nucleotides long. Its product is annotated as band 4.1-like protein 4B. The coding region runs from base 68 to 916 and encodes 282 amino acids. The transcript has 9 exons. Lineage: Eukaryota; Metazoa; Chordata; Amphibia; Anura; Dicroglossidae. The record is from RefSeq and is a predicted model, not a curated record.